Brassica napus (rape) is the source of this 863-nucleotide messenger RNA. Its product is annotated as HVA22-like protein f. The transcript has 5 exons. Bases 16 to 660 code for a protein of 214 amino acids. Lineage: Eukaryota; Viridiplantae; Streptophyta; Magnoliopsida; Brassicales; Brassicaceae. The record is from RefSeq and is a predicted model, not a curated record.
AGAAGAAGUAGGUUCAUGGAACCUAUCAAUGGACUAGAGAUUCUUUACCUGGCCAUUUACCUUUACUUACAGAAAUAUUCUUGCUUGAACAAAUCGAACUUUUGUGUGUAUAUAUCCAACGCCAUAGUGCUAAAGACGUUUGUUCAAAGAGAUAAACGAGAAGAAAAGAUCUUUAAAGACGAGAUGGGCGUAAUUAUUGUGAUUGCAAAACGUUUUGAUGCUCUAAUUGGGCCUGGAGUUAUGCUUCUCUAUCCUUUGUAUGCAUCGUUACGAGCAAUAGAGAGUCCAACGAUGUUAGAUGAUCAACAAUGGCUUACAUAUUGGAUAAUCUACUCUUUAAUUACAAUAUUCGAGCUAUCAUUUUGGAGAAUCCUUGCCUGGCUACCAUUUUGGCCAUACAUAAAGCUUUUGUUCUGUAUGUGGUUGGUGUUACCAAUGUUCAGUGGUGCAGCUUACAUCUACUCCAAUUUUGUGAGAAAAUACGCUAAGAUUGGAAUGAACGUUGGAGGGGGAACGAAUUAUACAGAUGAACAGAGAAGAGUUCUACAGAUGAUGAGUCUUGAUGCUAGAAAAUCGGUUCAAGAUUAUGUUGACCGGUUUGGAUGGGAUUCCGUUGAGAAAGCAAUCAAAGCGGCUGAAAGAGAAACAAAGAAGCACUAAGAUGGAAGAUUGCGAAUCAAAAGCCUUUUUUCAGAAAAAAAAAAAAAUGAUUGCGAAUCAAGAAACAUUGCUCUUUGCUUUCUUGUUUUUCAACGUGUUGGUAUAUUUGUGUAUAGAUUGUGUAGAGAAAUACUUCAAUGGAAAAUAAAUAGAUUGUAUGAAAUUGUUUAAUUAUUUUAUAUAGUUUCGAAUAAAUUAAUAAA